UGGCUCAAGCCGACAUUCGGGGUGACGUUUACAGCGCGUGCCGCCCAGCGGCCAUGCCGGCUGCGCCCUCAUCGCUUGCGUCGGCGUCGGAAGAGCCACGCUUUGCUACGUUCGGGCGGCACUGGGGCGAAAGCGCCGCUCGCUACUUCCGAAUUGAUGCCAGUGCGUUGGAGGACCACGUUGUGCGGCUCACGCCCAUCCCAGGCAUCAUUUGCCCGGUCAGCCAGGACGUCAUCAUAGACCCCGUGGCCACAGUGGACGGUUCUUUGUACGACAGGGCCCACAUCGAGCAGUGGUUCCAGAGGAGGCAGAAGAAAGAUAAGCCUCUAACGUCCCCAGCCACGGGCAAGGAGCUGCCCUCGAAGACGCUCCUCCCCCUGAUUGCGCUGCAGCACGCGGUGGAAGCACUGCUGAACCAGCCGGACAUCAAGGGCCAGCUGUGGGUGACGUCCCAGGGGCUCCGCGUGGACGUGGCCGAGCUGCGGCAGAAGGUGCAGAAGAUGAAGGAGGCCGGCCGCCGGAUGCAGGCAGAGCUGAAGGCCGCAAGGCACGCCGCAUCGGAAGACCAGGAUCGAGGGCAGGAGAGCAUAUAACCCAGGCCUCUGCGCGACCAGCGAGGCAGCAUCGUCCCGAUCGACCGCCCCUCUCUUGGCGCGCUCACUCAGGGGCCUCGUGGGCAGGGGUGGUCUUCGCCAGAGGCCUCCUACAGGCGGCC
This is a messenger RNA of Prorocentrum cordatum, 715 nucleotides long. The record is from the annotation of a GenBank genome assembly. NCBI's taxonomy places the organism in Eukaryota, Dinophyceae, Prorocentrales, Prorocentraceae.